This is a messenger RNA of Triticum urartu, 2267 nucleotides long. RefSeq names its product polyadenylate-binding protein 8. NCBI's taxonomy places the organism in Eukaryota, Viridiplantae, Streptophyta, Magnoliopsida, Poales, Poaceae. Gene Ontology annotation, molecular function: RNA binding. The record is from RefSeq and is a predicted model, not a curated record.
GCCUCCUCCCUCUCCUCUCUCGCCACGCCGCAGUUGGGAGCCAGGCCCCCAACUCUUAUCAAACCCUAAAACCAAAAAAUACCUCAAAAAAAUCCGCAAAAUCACGAAAAAAAAUCUACCUUUCGAUCGGUGAUGGCGGCGCAGGCGGCGAGCUCGGCGUCGGAGGGCGGCUCCCCGGCCGCGGCGGCCGCUGCGGCUGCGGCGGCGGCAUCGUCGUUCCCGGCGACAUCGCUUUACGUGGGCGACCUCGACGUGAGCGUGCAGGACGCGCAGCUCUUCGACGUCUUCGCCCAGAUCGGCGGCGUCGUCUCCGUGCGCGUCUGCAGGGACGUCACCUCGCGGAAGUCGCUCGGAUACGCCUACGUCAACUACAACACCCCGGCUGACGCUGCACGGGCUCUUGAAAUGCUCAACUUCACUCCUAUCAAUGGGCGGCCUAUCAGGAUAAUGUAUUCUAACCGUGACCCCAGCUUGCGCAAGAGUGGCACAGCAAAUAUAUUUAUUAAGAAUCUUGACAAGUCAAUUGACAACAAAGCUUUGUAUGACACAUUUUGUGUGUUUGGAAACAUUCUUUCAUGUAAAGUUGCAACAGAUCCUGCUGGGGAAUCAAAGGGCUAUGGCUUCGUUCAGUAUGAGCGGGAUGAGGCUGCUCAUGCUGCUAUCGAGAAACUGAAUGGGAUGCUUAUGAAUGACAAGAAGGUGUAUGUUGGGCCUUUCGUUCGUAAGCAGGAGAGAGAUAACUCUCCCGGCAAUGUCAAGUUCAAUAAUGUCUAUGUUAAGAACCUAGCUGAGACUACCACUGAAGAUGACUUGAAGGAAAUCUUUGGGAAGUUUGGAGCAAUAACAAGUGUUGUUGUAAUGCGGGAUGGGGAUGGAAGAUCCAAGUGUUUUGGAUUUGUGAAUUUUGAAAGUCCAGAUGAAGCUGCUCUGGCUGUUCAAGAUUUGAAUGGCAAGAAAUUUAGUGACAAGGAAUGGUAUGUUGGAAGAGCGCAGAAAAAGUCAGAAAGGGAGAUGGAAUUGAAAGAGAAGUUUGAAAAGAACCUUCAAGAGGCAGCGGAUAAGUAUCAGAAUACCAACUUGUAUCUGAAGAACUUGGAUGAUACUGUUGACGAUGAAAAGUUGCGUGAACUUUUUGCUGAUUUCGGAACUAUUACUUCCUGCAAGGUUAUGCGUGAUUCAAACGGCGCUAGCAGAGGUUCUGGAUUUGUCGCUUUUAAAUCUGCUGACGAUGCUUCCCGAGCUCUUGCUGAAAUGAACAACAAGAUGGUUGGCAAUAAACCACUUUAUGUUGCACUCGCACAGCGCAAGGAAGACAGGAAAGCUAGGCUGCAGGCACAGUUUUCACAAAUGCGUCCUGUUCCAAUGGCUCAAACUGUUGGUCCUCGUAUGCAAAUGUUACCUCCUGGUGUUCCAGUUGGUCAGCAAAUGUUCUAUGGCCAGCCACCAGCGUUUAUUAACCCACAGCCUGGAUUUGGCUUCCAGCAACCUUUCAUGCCGGGAAUGAGGCCAGGUGGUGCUCCGAUGCCAAACUUUAUGAUGCCUAUGGUUCAGCAAGGACAACAACCACAACGCCCAGCUGGUAGGCGAGCUGGUGCUGGUGGAAUGCAGCAAUCCAUGCAGAUGGGUCAGCAGCAGAUGAUGGGUAGGGGUGGUGGUCGUGGUUACCGCUAUCCGACCGGGCGUGGCAUGCCUGAUCCUGCGAUGCAUGGUGUUGGGGGGGUGAUGACAUCCCCAUAUGAGAUGGGAGGGAUGCCUAUGAGAGAUGCCGGUGCGUCACAGCCAGUUCCAAUUGGGGCAUUGGCUUCUGCACUUGCCAAUUCACCCCCAGAGACGCAAAGAAUGAUGCUUGGCGAGAACUUGUACCCUCUUGUUGAUCAGCUGGAGCACGACCAGGCUGCCAAGGUGACCGGCAUGCUUCUGGAGAUGGACCAGACUGAGGUGCUUCACCUGCUUGAGUCGCCAGACGCUCUCAAGGCCAAGGUUGCUGAAGCCAUGGAGGUUCUCCGCAGCGCUCAGCAGCACACCAACCAGUCCCCUGAGCAGCAGCUGGCUUCGCUCUCGCUGAAUGACGGCCUCAUCUCUUCCUAAGCUCUACGGCGACAAUUUUUGCACCAUAUCAAACUUAUCUAGACUGAAAAUGACUUGGUUUAUUAUUGGAGACUUAGCUUUUGCCGUUAGUUGAAUUAGUCUUUUAGGCUUCCCAUGGAUUGGCUUUUAUUUGCAUGGAUUGGUUGUUUUGUUUAAGUUGUCGUCAUCUUGUCACUGAA